CUUCUGUCCUCCUGUAUUCAUUGUGUCUGAUUGGCUGAUAACAGCGAGAACACUUAAUUGAGAUCAGCACCACUGCACUUGUAUUUUUUGCUGUAACAGCAGUUACGUAAAAAUGAAAUCGACACUUGUGUUACUGCUGGCCCUCUACGGUUUCCUGGCACUCUUCGCGACAGCUGUCACGUCGUCAAGAUUGCGGGCUGACGAAAGGGAUAUCGAUUUGGGAGAGUCCGAUUACCAAUGUCCCGAAGGACUGUACGUGGCCCCUCACGAAACACAAUGCGAGUUGUACUACAUCUGCGCUUCGGGUGGCACUCCCACUCACUUGUAUCAGUGUCGAGACGAUCUUUUGUUUGAUCUCAAAUAUUAUGGAUGCAAUUUCAAAGAUCAAACUGAAUGCGGUGAUCUCCUAGCACCUUUUACUUGUCCGUCUCCCAGUGGUAAAUUCCCGAUCCGAGAAGGGACAUGUGAUUCGCGAUACUAUGUUUGCACCAACGACGUAGCCGAACUACAGGUCUGUCCGAACGGAGGCAUUUUCGACGCCGCUUCAUCAGCAUGUGUUGCAACUGCUUGCCCGACAACGACAACACCCGCCGUGCCGACCGCACCUGGAUUGUUUGAAUGUCCGGCACCAAGUGGAAAUUUCCCAAGUCCUUAUUCGUGCUCUCAAUACUACGUCUGUGUGGACGGAACGGCCUUACUAUUCGAAUGUGCUGCAGGACUUUAUUACAACGCCCCGCUUGAUAUAUGCGAUUGGCCCUCGAACGUGAAUUGCAUUUUGCCUACGUCGUCAGACAAGAUAUUGUAACUAGCUAAAUGAUUUUAGCCUUGAUUUUAGCCGUGACAUUAAAUCUGACUCAGUGAGAUGCGCUCCAAUUUAUAAGUCAUCGAAUUUAAGGAAAAUGUAUUGUGUGAAAUACGUCAUCGAAAACUUUUUGUUUCAAUAACGUCUUAAUAAACGAGAUAAACACAUGAA
Messenger RNA from Daphnia pulicaria, 973 nucleotides. Its product is annotated as protein obstructor-E-like. The coding region runs from base 113 to 805 and encodes 230 amino acids. Gene Ontology annotation, cellular component: extracellular region. Gene Ontology annotation, molecular function: chitin binding. NCBI's taxonomy places the organism in Eukaryota, Metazoa, Arthropoda, Branchiopoda, Diplostraca, Daphniidae. The transcript has 7 exons. The record is from RefSeq and is a predicted model, not a curated record.